UUUUUUUAAAGAAAAAUAUAAGGGAAUAGGAAAGGAGUUGCUUGAUGUGAGUGAAAUGGACGUAAGAUUUUAUCCACCUCCAGCCCAGCCCGCCGCUGCGCCCGACGCUCCCUGUCUGGGACCUUCUCCCUGCCUGGACCCCUACUAUUGCAACAAGUUUGACGGUGAGAACAUGUACAUGAGCAUGACAGAGCCGAGCCAGGACUAUGUGCCAGCCAGCCAGUCCUACCCGGGUCCAAGUCUAGAAAGCGAAGACUUUAACAUCCCUCCCAUCACACCUCCUUCCCUCCCUGACCACUCACUGGUGCACCUGAAUGAAGUCGAGCCUGGCUACCACUCCCUGUGCCACCCCAUGAACCACAAUGGCCUGUUGCCAUUCCACCCACAAAAUGUGGACCUCCCGGAAAUAACUGUCUCCAACAUGCUGGGCCAGGAUGGAACCCUGCUUUCCAACUCCCUGUCUGUGAUGCAAGAUAUCCGGAGCCCGGAAGGAACUCAGUACAGCUCCCACCCUCAGAUGGCAGCCCUGAGACCCCGGGGCCAGCCUGCAGACAUCAGGCAGCAGGCAGGGAUGAUGCAGCAUGGCCAGCUGACCACCAUCAACCAGUCCCAGUUGAGCGCUCAGCUGGGCCUGAAUAUGGGAGGAAGCAAUGUGCCCCACAACUCCCCAUCACCACCUGGGAGUAAGUCUGCAACUCCUUCACCAUCUAGCUCAGUACAUGAAGAUGAAGGCGAUGAUACCGCUAAGACCAAUGGUGGAGAGAAGCGGCCUGCCUCUGAUAUGGGGAAAAAACCAAAAACUCCCAAAAAGAAGAAGAAGAAAGACCCUAAUGAGCCCCAGAAGCCUGUGUCAGCCUAUGCAUUAUUCUUUCGUGAUACUCAGGCUGCCAUCAAGGGCCAAAAUCCAAAUGCUACCUUUGGCGAAGUCUCUAAAAUUGUAGCUUCAAUGUGGGAUGGUUUAGGAGAAGAACAAAAACAGGUCUAUAAAAAGAAAACCGAGGCUGCGAAGAAGGAAUACCUGAAGCAACUAGCAGCAUACAGAGCCAGCCUUGUAUCCAAGGUAACAGGCAAUUGUGUGGCAUUAUGA
Messenger RNA from Octodon degus (degu), 1087 nucleotides. It is a transcript of the gene Tox, whose product is annotated as thymocyte selection associated high mobility group box. Bases 56 to 1087 code for a protein of 343 amino acids. Gene Ontology annotation, molecular function: chromatin DNA binding. NCBI's taxonomy places the organism in Eukaryota, Metazoa, Chordata, Mammalia, Rodentia, Octodontidae. Gene Ontology annotation, biological process: leukocyte differentiation; regulation of transcription by RNA polymerase II. Gene Ontology annotation, cellular component: nucleus. The transcript has 6 exons. The record is from RefSeq and is a predicted model, not a curated record.